Molecule: messenger RNA, 1302 nt
Organism: Cantharellus anzutake
Lineage: Eukaryota; Fungi; Basidiomycota; Agaricomycetes; Cantharellales; Hydnaceae
Product: 60S ribosomal protein L3
Exons: 7
Coding region: 83-1249 (388 amino acids)
Biological process (GO): ribosomal large subunit assembly; translation
Cellular component (GO): cytosolic large ribosomal subunit; ribosome
Molecular function (GO): structural constituent of ribosome; RNA binding
Source: RefSeq, a predicted model, not a curated record
CACGAAUUAUUGACCAUGUGACAUAUGGGCAGGCAACAUCCGAAAAACUGUUACAGUCUCUUCAACCAUUUCCAUCUGUCCCAUGAGUCAUCGUAAGUACGAAGCUCCCCGCCACGGCUCGUUGGGCUUCCUUCCGCGAAAGCGCUCGUCUCGUCACCGUGGCAAGGUCAAAUCCUUUCCUAAGGAUGACCCCAGAAAACCAGUUCACUUGACAGCUGCUAUGGGCUAUAAGGCGGGGAUGACCCAUAUUGUCCGUGAUUUGGAUCGCCCCGGAUCCAAACUGCACAAGCGUGAAGUCGUUGAGGCGGUCACCAUUAUUGAAACUCCUCCCAUGGUAGUGGUUGGUGUGGUCGGUUACAUUGAGACACCCCGUGGUCUCCGCACUCUCGCCACUGUCUGGGCUACCCACUUGUCAGACGAGGUGAAGCGCCGAUUCUACAAAAAAUGGUACACUGCCAAGAAAAAGGCUUUCACUAAGUAUGCCAAGAAGCACGCGGAAGAUGGUGGAAAAUCGAUUGCCCUUAACUUAGAACGCAUCCGCAAAUACUGCACCGUUGUCCGUGUCCUUGCCCACACUCAAAUUCGUAAAACGGGCCUAAAACAAAAAAAGGCCCAUCUUAUGGAGAUCCAAGUAAAUGGCGGUUCGGUCGCUGAUAAGGUUGCCUUCGCCCAUGGGCUUUUCGAGAAGCCCGUCGAGAUCAGCACUAUCUUCGAGCAAGAUGAAGUCGUUGACGUCAUUGCUGUGACAAAAGGACAUGGCUUUGAGGGUGUAACCCAUCGAUGGGGGACUCGAAAGUUGCCCCGCAAAACUCACAAGGGGCUCCGUAAGGUAGCGUGUAUUGGCGCCUGGCAUCCCAGUAAGGUCAUGUUUUCUGUGGCUCGCGCUGGUCAAAACGGUUACCAUCACCGCACUGAGCUGAACAAAAAGAUCUACCGCAUAGGUUCCGGUGAUGAUAAGGCGAACGCUUCGACUGAACAUGAUGUCACCCAGAAAACGAUUACGCCAAUGGGUGGCUUUCCUCACUAUGGAGUUGUCAAGAACGAUUUCCUCAUGUUGAAAGGUGCUGUCCCGGGCACCAAGAAGCGUGUUACCACAAUACGUAAAUCCUUGAUGGUGCCCACGAGCCGUCGGGAUCUCGAAAAGGUUCAGUUAAAGUUCAUCGAUACUAGCUCCAAGUUUGGUCACGGUGCAUUCCAAACCUUUGAAGAGAAAGCUGCUUUCAUGGGGACAAUGAAAGCUCGUGUAUAAAUGUUUUUGGGUGUCAAAUUAUCAUAUGAAGCCGUGGUAGUGAUUGAAGUGAA